Penicillium roqueforti is the source of this 855-nucleotide messenger RNA. RefSeq lists its product as uncharacterized. The transcript has a single exon. Bases 1 to 855 code for a protein of 284 amino acids. The record is from RefSeq and is a predicted model, not a curated record. Lineage: Eukaryota; Fungi; Ascomycota; Eurotiomycetes; Eurotiales; Aspergillaceae.
AUGUCGUCCAGUCAAAAAGGACCUUCCUCCUCGCCAUCCUCUGCUUCAUUUGGUGCAUCCCAACCAGUCAAGAACACCUUUUUGCGUCGGUAUUCGACACUUAUAGCGAUCAAACUCCUUGAGCGUAUUCGACCUCGACAAGGGAAUGUUCUCAUGUUGACGGGCGGAAUUUGCGUUAAGCACGGGUGUCGCGUUUAUUUAUCUGAGGCAUCAACAAUGCGGUUCAUAUCGCAGCAUACAUCUAUCCCGGUACCAAAGGUUUUCUGUGCAUUCACUCGAUCCGGGCGGACCUAUAUCGUGAUGGAAAGGAUUCAGGGAGACAUAAUUGGCAAACGCUGGGUUUAUCGAAGUGAGGAUUCAAAGGCGAAACUUCUUUCGCAAUUAGCUGAGAAAAUCCUCGAGAUGCGGAAACUUCAACCCCCAGAAGGCAAUAUGAUUGCUAAUGUUGAUGGCGGGUCACUUUUUGACUGUCGUGUUGCGGGCACUUCCUUGCGCUUCGGUCCAUUUAAAAACAUCCAAGACUUCCAUCGGCAUAUACGCAUGGGCAUGGAAUUUGAUCCAAGGCUUCCCCCUGACAUCCAGGAACUUAUCAAACAGCACAGCAAGACUUGGCCUUUGGUAUUUACGCACGGCGACCUUAGCAGCCUCAGCAUUCUUGUUCGUGGAGAUGAUCUCGUUGGUAUCAUUGAUUGGGAAACUGCUGGUUGGUAUCCGUCAUAUUGGAAAUACACUACUGCCUACCAAGUCAAUCCACACAACACUUUUUGGGUCCAUGAGAUUGAUAAAUUCCUACAGCCAAUGCCGGAAGAGCUCGCGAUGGACCAGGUCCGCCUAAAAUACUUUGCAGAUGUUUAA